Molecule: messenger RNA, 4784 nt
Organism: Pocillopora meandrina
Lineage: Eukaryota; Metazoa; Cnidaria; Anthozoa; Scleractinia; Pocilloporidae
Source: the annotation of a GenBank genome assembly
AUGAUUGGUUUUACUGGGUACUCCUACAGGACAUGGAAAUCCAAGAAAGGUGAAGUAGGACAGGCAGUCAGGCUUGCUUUGCAGUAUGGGUACCGACAUAUUGAUUAUGCACAUGUUUAUCAAAAUGAAGACGAAAUAGGGGAGAGUCUUACUGAGGUGUUUAAAGAAGGAAAAGUGAAACGUGAAGGUAUCUUCAUUACAUCAAAGCUCUGGUAAAUAAUAAGUUUCUAAACUUUCACUAUUUGUUCAAUGGGUGGAUAUCAUUAUCGGCUGGAUAAAUCUUUAUCUGGUGGAUGGUGCAAUAUGUUUUGUAAACACUUAUCUGCUGGAUAACAAUUUAUCAGUCAGGUAGAGUUAUCCAUCCUUUGAACAACUGGGCUCUGAUGUUUAUUUCUGAUAUGCGCUGUAAGUAGCUGUAAUGUUUGGCAAGGCAUAUGGUAAUGUUGCAUGAAUUUGAUGGUUUUGAUUUUUGUCAUGGAUAUUAGUUAUCUUAGAGUGCUGUUUAUGCUUCUUAAAGCUUUCACAAAUAACCCAUGGGUAAGAUUUCACUAUUGUAGACAUGGUGUGACACAGUUCAUUAGAUUAAAUGCUUGAUUUAAAGGAAUAACUUCCAAGAAAUAGUAUUAUGACUUUUACUGGUUUAUACUGCAGUUUUAUCUUGAUUAUUUUGUUUAAAAAUUAGGUGCAAUAGUCAGGCACCUGAGGAUGUUUUACCAGCAUGUGAGAUAACGCUGAAAAAUCUGCAGUUGAAGUAUUUGGAUUUGUAUCUUGUAAGUAUAAAACUUAUCCAGACUAUGCUUUCCCCCCUGUCAUUUUUCUUGGUAAAGUUUUUUUAAAAUCUUCAUGUAUAAUGCUAUGAGGGAUUUUCCUUCUAAAUGCUAAUUUCUACCAGACUCAGUAGAGAUCUACAUGUAUCUAUCUUUAUUUAUCUCAAUAUGAAAUGUUAGUCUGGUCUCAAAAUUGUAAGAUUUUAUUGAAUCAAUCCCUAACCCAGUGGAACAAGCCCUUGAGCAUUUCUGAAGAGGCACCCCCUUUAAUAUUCCAGUGUUAAUUUCAACAAUUUUUCAAUAGAUCCACAUCCCCCUUGCUUUCAAAAAAGAUGUCCCUUUUCCUCACUCCAAGGCAGAAGGGGUGAUAGGUUACUCACCCGAAGGCAUGGCCAAGACUUGGCAGGUAAGGCUACUCAUAAUAGUAUAAGUGUGUUGGUAUCAUUACUAACAAUGCUUUGAUUUGAUCAAGUUUGGCUGAACUGAAAAUAUAAACUAUAUGAUCCCACCUACACUGUAAUAGGAGUGAUAUCCUUUAUUUGUGAGUGCAUGUGUGUGUGCAACAUUGAGCUUUCUCUUACAUCGUAUGAGAAGGACAUGUCUCUAGAAGAUUCUCUUGUUAAAGCACAACUUUCUUCACUUUAAUCACACAACAGCAUUAUAGGAUUUAAACACAGUAAGGAUCUAAGUGACAAUAUUACAACACCACAACUAUCUGGUACCCUAUGCUCCAGGCAUUCUGCAAAAAACCCAAGCAGGAGUUGAUAUUAAACCUUUAACUCCCCAAUCAAAUUUGUAAUUCUUGUUACUGUCAACCACACAAUUCUUAUCAUGUUUGUUCAGAAAAUUUAGUAUUGGAUCAACUAAUCAUCUCCAAAUGGAUAUUUAAUUUUCUCUAUAAUUUCUUAUUGUUUAUCUGGUUGAUAUUUUAUUAAUAUAUAUAGAGGAGAAAUUAUGUCUUGGUCACUCUUGGGAGUUAAAGGUUUAGCCUUUAACCCCAAGAGUGAGUAGCAGCUAAUUUCUCUGUCCAGUGUAACUGCUAAAUCAAACUGCAAGGUCAUAAGUAUAAAACCAACUAUGCAUGGGAGCUCUGGACUGUUGAUAAAAUUCUCCUCAUAAGCACCAGAGUAAAUGUAUAAAGAACAGUAUGGAGAAUUUGUAUUCUGAUGUCAGGGUGUAAAGGGUUAUAUAUAAAACCAACUAUGCAUGGGAGCUCUGGACUGUUGAUAAAAUUCUCCUCAUAAGCACCAGGGGAAAUGUAUAAAGAACAGUAUGGAGAAUAUGUAUUCUGAUGUGAGGGUGUAGAGGGUUAUAGAGCACAGCCACUUUGGUCAGAACCAGUACUGUCAGUUCUCAGGACUGGUCCAUUUUAUAUUCAGAUGGUAGAGCCUUUAUAACCUUUGAAGGAGGAGAUGUACAAAGUUGUAGCCUUGUGGAAUUUGAUGAAAAUAACAUGCUUUGGCCAGUAAUAUAAUGUAAUAAAUGUUUUUCCUUUCUACCACUUAAAAGGCAAUGGAGCAGCUGGUGGACAAAGGUCUCUGUAAAGCUAUUGGCAUCUCAAAUUUUACAAUUAAGAAGACAAAAACUCUUUUGGAAACUGCCAGAAUAGUUCCAGCUUGUAAUCAAGGUAUGCUGGUGUUUGAUAUUUUUUUAUUUGCCUGUUUUUUAAGAUUAAAUUACAUUUAUUUUCUCAUUUGUAUGAUGGAGGUUUGGCUGGGCAGUUUUUGUUCAAGGAAGAAUUCAUCCCUAAUAACAGAUAUAACUUUCUCAAUUCAAGGCAAAUGAAAUCUCUGUUUCUAAUUAGUGUCAUUCUCUCUCUAAAUUGUUAUCUUCAAUGAGUUCCCCCUCUACCCCCCUAUAAUCAAUAUUACAGCAAGUUGCAAGCUUGUUAAUCAUAGAUGUACAUUUUUUCAAAGUUUGUGACUCUUCUGUCAGAUGUGCAAAAUUCAGUUUGUUCAGUUAAUUACUAUCAUUGCAACUGCCUUUAAAAUUAAGUUUGGAGGUUUAACAGAAAGUGUACAGUAAUUUUCUAUUUUUUUUUUUCAAUAUGUGUUGGGAAUUCAAGAAUACAAUCUUUUGUACAAGAUGGGUGGUGUCUGCCUUAUUUUUCAUGCAUCUUAUGUACUUUGCCCAAAAUUUGAUUUUUCCCUUCUGUGAUUUGUCUAACAGUGGAAUUACAUCCAUAUUUACCUCAGCCACAACUAUUGAAGUUUAGUGCUGACAAAGGUUAGUUCAUAACUGAAUGCAUUAAGUCUAUUUGAUGACUUGUGAUUACCUUUUCUUGAACUUCAAAGACAGAAAAGCUGAUUUCCUGAUCUCUAACCUCAUUACAAUUUAAACAUAGUGCACUGUUGGUAUAGUGAAAUAUCUUGGAAAAUUGAUAAGCAGACAAACAAGAACAUAAGGGCAUUAAAGUUUUUCAAAAUUAUCUUACAUGUAAGUGUGAACAAAUAUGUGGCAUUCUUCCUGUGUUGUGCUGGCACUGUUCACAUAGGAAUGGAGGCUCCUCUGAUCAUUUGGCUUUCAGGGAUGAUUGUUUGAGUGUAUAAAAUAUUGGGCCUUAGUUAACAGUUAUUCACCAAAGUUGAAGUGAAUAUUGUUGAAUUAUCCCCAAGACGAAGUUGAAGGGAUUAUUCAACAAUAUUUAUCAAGCCUGAAGUGAAUAAUUGGUUUAGUAUAAUUGCUUAGGUGCUUUUGAGUUCUGUUGAAACUUUUUUGCUGUUGAAACCAUUCUGUUACAAUUUUUUUUUUGAUUACUUGUAUUGAGAAAAGAAGCCAGUUUCCACUCGAAUUUAACAGGUUUACUAAAUUCAAUCAGUGAAAACUUCAUAUCUUUCUUUGGAAAAGUAUUUUGCCAAACUCAGUAGCAUCUUUUGUGCUCUUCAAAAUUGUAUUUUUUCUGUUGCUUUAGUCACUUCCUCAGUAAAAGGCGAGGCAGCCAUUUUGAAAUUUAGCCUUCUCCCCGCCACUAUUCCCCUACUAUAAUCACCUCGCGUAAGGUAAUUAUAGCGUUAUAUGAUGCAAUCAAUGACUAAUCAAAGUGUGCGCAUCUCAAUAAUCUCCAGAGCACAGAUUGUCCUGAAUUUAGCCUGCCACAAAUUAUAAAUAUUAAUGUAUCAUGUUCACUGUUUUGUAUCAUUUGUAUACUACUGUUACAAAUACUUUAUAGAUUGCUGUACAGUGAGUCUCCAAUUCUUCCAGUUUCCCUCUGGAUACUGAUAUGUUAUUUGGUACGAUUAGGAAAAUUGUUUAUGCAUUUUAGGCAUUGUUGUGACGGCAUACUCUCCUCUGGGCUCUCCUGAUCGUCCUUUUGCCAACAAAGAUUCUGAACCUGUGAUACUGCAAAAUCCUGUGUUGAAGAAAAUCGCUGAAAAACAUGGCACCACUUCUGCUUUGGUGAGUUUGCCUCUUCUCCUGCUGUUCACAAGUAUAAUCUAUAGAACUCUACUUUGCUGUGGCUUAUGGAUAAUUGGCCCAAUUAUUCAGUAUCAUAAACCUUAAUCUCUCAAAUGUGAUUAAAAUAGAACUUCUCCUUACACUUUUAACACAUUUUCUACCAAAUUCUUGGUUUUUGAUUCUCUGGAAAAAUUGACGAAGAAAUUCAUUUUAUUAGAUCGCUCUAGCCUUUUGAAUAUGUUUUAUUUGAAUAUUAUAACGUGAAGGGUUUUCUGAGAUGUUCUAAUCCAAAGAAAAACAAGAGCUGGCAUGAAGCAGAGCAUUAUAGUGUGAGGUGUAUAAGUUUUUAAGCUAUUUUAAAGCUUUUUUUGUGUGGGGGGGGGGGCUUUUUUUGGGAUUUUAGACUUAAAAGUUCUUAUCUUUAUUUGUUUGGAAUUUGUCCUCCCAAAAGCCGUCUCUGAAAACCACAUCAAAGAGAACCUUGAAGCACUUCAUGUAAACUUAGAUGAGGAUGACAUGAAAGCGAUUGAGAAUAUUGGAAUACGCCACCGUUAUCUCAUGCAGGCGUGGAUGUUCCAGCCGGAGGAAGUUCCUGAGAAUUACUGGAAUGGUGAAGAAUGA